AUGGCGUCGGUUUGCCCAUUCUGUCUAGAUGUAACCUAUCUGAUUAACUAGAUAAAAUCAAAUAGCCUGUGUCUAUUUUUCGCAGAGUGAUCGGUUUUUUUUUCUACUAUAGAAACACUGUCGGAACAUAGGUUAACGACAUGUCGGACUCAGAGGAGGAAAGUCAGGACCGGCAACUUAAAAUAGUGAUAAUCGGAGACGGUGCAUCUGGGAAGACAUCACUCGCCACCAGGUUUGCACAGGAGGCUUUCGGGAAGCAGUAUAAACAAACGAUCGGCCUGGAUUUCUUUCUUAAGAGAAUAACCCUUCCAGGCAAUUUGAACGUGACUCUGCAGGUGUGGGACAUUGGAGGUCAAACUUUAGGAGGGAAAAUGCUGGAUAAAUACGUAUACGGAGCUCAUGGGGUUCUCCUGGUGUAUGACAUCACCAACCACCAGAGCUAUGAGAACCUGGAGGACUGGUUCAGCAUGGUCAAGAAGGCCAACGAGGAGUCUGACAUCCAGCCUGUUGUCUCAUUGGUAGGGAACAAGAUCGACCUGGAGCAUAUGAGGACGGUGAAAGUUGACAAACACCAGCGCUUCUGCCAAGAGAACAGCCUCAUCAGUCAGUUCGUAUCAGCCAAGACGGGCGACUCGGUGUUCCUUUGUUUCCAAAGGCUGGCUGCUGAGAUUCUGGGUGUGAAGCUCAACAAGGCGGAGAUAGAACAGUCCCAGCGUGUGGUGAAGGCAGACAUUGUGAACUACAGUCAGGACCUUGCAGCCAGAACAGUCAACCCCCCACGCAGCUCAAUGUGUGUGGUGCAGUGACCCCACCAUUUCACCUUGUCACAUCCCUUGUCCCUGGAGGACACACACACACACACACACACACACACACACACACACACACACACACACACACACACACACACACACACACACACACACACACACACACACACACACACACACACACACACACACUGAACUCAGUUCAGUUAAACUUCAGUCAGUAUUCUUUAUUAUUAGAUGGUUUGAUGGGUCCCUGGGCCAAAUACUGAAAGGUAUAAAGACCCUAAUGUGUUCUCUGUAUCUGUAUUUAAGUUAAAAGGGCGAGGAAUAGAUCAGACUGAAUAUCAGAAGGUCCAGUUUUCUAGGCUCAGGUCUAUAGUUAUACAUAUUAAGCAUGAAGGAUUACUUGGGUUGCAUAUCGACAUGAAAUGGAACCUCAUUUUCUUCGAGUUUACACACAGCUGUCAUUAUGUUGUUGUUAUGCAUCAUGAUCGAUGGCAUAAGGGGAAAUUUGUCCGGUUAUUUACCACCACCCUCCUCCUCCAUCUCUGUAAGUGACCAUUUGAUUGUGUAUUGUUAUUAAGCUAGUUUCUCUUGCAGAAAGAAGACAGAUCAGUCACUGUGGUUAAAUAUUUUUAUAUUCAUAUUUUCUUCUGAUUGCAUUGUUAGGAUAUCUUCUGUUCAUUGUUUUAAGAUGCCAUAGUAUAUUAGUAAAGGUGUCGCUGCUCUCCCCUGUCAAGGUCACCGGUCCUGGAAACGGGGGGUGGGAUUUAAGGGUGGGGGAGUGUAUGAGGCUUAAAAAUGCAAAGUUGUGAAUCUAAGGGACCCUCUCAUAGCUUUAGCCUAAUAGAUACACAAUCUGCUGAUGGCUUCCAUAUCUAUGAUGCUCCCUAGUUUUCUAAGAGGGGAAUAGGUGUUACAGAAUCUGACAGAAAUGUAUUUCUAUUUUUCAUUUCCUAAUUAGCGGCUUGCUCUAGCAGUGCUGUGAUAUAAACUGAGUUGUGCUAAUUUACAUAGACUUUUUUUCAGCAACUUAAAGAUUUGGCCAUUUCAAUUUAAACCCAACAUUAUGACACUUAUAAAGAUGUUGCUCUAUAUUCUGGGGCUAUAUUUACAUUAAUUAAAGUGUUUUGAUUGGCAUCACGUUUCUCCAGAUUCUACCUUGCAUUUUGUCUGCGUUCAAUACAAUGUUUUAGGUGUAUGUUUUCAAUUUAUGUGCAAUUCGAGGCGAAGUUUCAUGGCAGGGGACCAUGCCAGCGCAAUCUUAGAAUUUAUUAUGAUAGACAAAUGUGAGAUAAAGAGAGGUUGAGCAGCUGAAAUGUACAGUGGGUUAUAUUAAUAUAGCCUUAUUCAACUGUCAGUAACUAAAUACAGCUUUGCACUGAAGAACAGCUAUGGCACGUUAGGUGCUUCAGAGGAUCUUAAUUUUGACCAAAUAGGGCGAAUAAUAGCCUAUAUUCUCCUUUGUGUAUCUGAAGGGUAAUGAUAUAGUUUCAUUAGGUUAAACAGAAUUUGUCAAACUAUUGUUUUGAUCACUGAUGUACUGAUGAUGUCAAUACUGUAGUGCAACAAAGCACCACAAACUACGCCACAAAUGGUGGCAUGGUUGGUGUCCGCCUUAUGUGUAAAGUAUGUAAUUGUACAGUAAAUGCCAUCCACAUUGUUUCGUGAAAGAUCUUAAUUUCUAAGCUACUCUGUUUCAAUGGGAUGUCAAGAGCUCCUCUCAUUGGUCACAAAAGGCUCAGUGUACACCCAUGUCAUGUAAAUGAAAUGCAAAAUCUACAGUAAGAAUGUAAAUUUUAAAAUGGGUAUCUAGUGGACUUUGUUCAGUGGCAGAGAUUGGUGUUUGUAAAUAAAAAUGCUACUUUG
Molecule: messenger RNA, 2639 nt
Organism: Lampris incognitus (smalleye Pacific opah)
Lineage: Eukaryota; Metazoa; Chordata; Actinopteri; Lampriformes; Lampridae
Gene: rab28
Product: RAB28, member RAS oncogene family
Exons: 7
Coding region: 141-806 (221 amino acids)
Cellular component (GO): endosome; Golgi apparatus
Molecular function (GO): GTP binding; GTPase activity
Source: RefSeq, a predicted model, not a curated record